UUAUUUCCCAGCUCCCGGGUUCGCCUUAGUGAAGCCCAGCGGCGAGUGCUGCUGGCUGCCGCGGCAGUCCGGUCCGUCUCCCUCCCGUGUCGCCGCCGCCACCCGACGACGGGAGCCGCCCAGACACUCCGGCCGGCCGGGAAGAUGGAAGAUGGUGCUCCAAAGCAUAUUAUUCAGAUGACAGGAUUUAAAAUGGAAGAGAAGGAAGCUCUUGGCAAAUUGCUUUUAAAACUAGAUUGCACUUUUAUUAAGAGUGAGAAAUAUAAAAAUUGUACACAUCUUAUAGCUCAGCGCCUAUGUAAGAGUGAAAAAUUCCUAGCAGCUUGUGCAGCAGGAAAAUGGGUACUAACUAAGGACUACAUAAUUCACAGUGCCAAACGUGGCAGAUGGCUUGAUGAAACAACUUAUGAAUGGGGAUAUAAAAUUGAAAAAGAUUCCCAUUAUUCACCUCAAAUGCAGUCUGCACCUAAAAGAUGGCGGGAAGAACUGAAACGCACUGGUGCUCCAGGAGCCUUCCACAGAUGGAAAGUUGUCCUUCUUGUUAGAGCUGAUAAAAGAAGUGAUUCUCUUAUAAGAGUUUUGGAGGCUGGAAAAGCAAAUAUUAUUUUACCAAAAGGUUCACCAAGUGGAAUAACACAUGUGAUUGCCAGUAAUGCAAGAAUCAAAAUUGAAAAAGAAAAAGACAACUUUAAGGCUCCAUUUUUUCCAAUUCAGUAUCUAGGUGAUUUUCUUUUAGAGAAAGAAAUUCAAAAGAAUGAAGAUAUCCACUCUAAAUCUCUUUGGAAUAAGCAUAACAAUCAAGAAAAAAUCAGAGGCUUCAGAAAAGAUAAAGGUCUUGUUGAAAUGAAAGAUGCCUUAAGGGAGACCAUGUAUAGAGCCCAGAAAGAAUUACACCCUCAUGUUGAAAAACUUAAUGUUCGUUCUAUUUUGAUUGACCAUCACAAAAAAGAAAAACUUAGAGAGUCCAGUAAACAUUUGAAAAUUAUGAAAAUGAGAAAUGCCUUAGGAAGGCACACAUAUGGAAUUAAGAAGGAAAUUAAGAAAAAGGAUGAAGAUAUUCAAAGAAGUUUUGCUUUGAGGAAAAAAUAUAAAAAGGAGAAAGAACGAAGUUACAGAAAGGACAUCGAGCACCACAGAAUUAAAAGUGCAUUAAGGAAGCAUAUAUAUAAAGAUCAGAAAGAAAUGAAGAAUUCUGUUUUUGCUGUUCAUGCCAAAGAAUCAAAAAUGAAGGACAUUCGGCUGGAUGUGGAUAUUGUUGAAAUAAAAAAUGCAUUGCGGAAACAUAUAUAUAGAGCUCAGGCUGUCAGGUACAGCUGCAUUCAAAGGGAAAAACAACCAGUAUAUGGUGUAGAGGUUAAAAACGCUGAAUUUCCCAGAGGUGUAUUAAAUUUAAUUGAAAGCCUCAUAGAAGGACAGUUUUAUAAGGAAGCAAUUGAGGAACUUUCCUCUUUGCAAGCACAUUAUAUUCCCCCUGUAUGCAUUCUUCAUGCUCUUCUAGAAAAUAUUCUACAGGAUAAUAUAGAUGCGUUUUCUGGUCGAUACUUUCACGUAUUGUCAGCUCUUCUUCACCUGCAUCCUCCUUGGAAGUCACCAGCCAUGUCAAGAUACUAUUUAGAAUUGUUUCAGUGUCCCACUUGUAUGAAAGGAGCAUGGUCUCUAAUAGAAGUACUGAUCAGAUCUUGCCUUUUCAAUGAAAGCUUUUGUCAUCAACUUUCAGAAAGUACUAUUGAAUCUAAGGUGCUCCACCUGACACUUCUCAAAUUUUUUUUCAAUUUAGUUGUAAGUGAAGUGAGACAUUUGAGUCAAAAAUUGUGUGACUGGUCAGAUUCGCAGAAUCUGGAUAUAACAGGCAAGGCAGUUCUUCUUGAAAUCUUUUGGUCAGGAAGUGAGACCUCUGGGCUUUUGACCAAACCACUAAAUAUGCUUUUGGAGUGGACUAUAUAUUCUCACAAGGAAAAAAGCAAGUCUACUGAUGUCUUCAAACAUGAACUAGCUUACUUACUGACUGGCAUUCUUGGAGCAGCAAUAGAUUAUUGGAUCUUCCUUGGUCUAAAGAUGGGUAGAAAUGUUAUGCGACACAUGUCUGAUGAUUUAGGAAGUUAUGUUUCCCUUUCAUGCGAUGACUUUUCUUCACAGGAGUUAGAGCUUUUAAUUUGUUCCUUUUCCUCCUCCUGGCUCCAAAUGUUUGUUGCUGAAGCAAUCUUUAAAAAGUUGUGUUUGCAGAGUUCCAUCAGUAUUUCUUCUGAGCCACUAUCUCUACAUAAAAUGGUUUUUUCCUAUUUGCCAGCUUUGGGGAAAACUGGCAUGCAUUGGUCUGGAAAGAUGCAAGUACCAAAGAAAAUAGGACAGAGGCCUUGCCUUGAAUCUCAGCGGGCCUUACUAAUGCUGAAUGGUGCUAAACAGAAACCAGUUGAAGGACUGCCAGAGUUACCAGAACUGAGCCUUGCUAAAUGUUCCUCUUCUUUAAAAAGAUUGAAGAAGAAAUCAGAAGGAGAAUUGUCAUGUUCCAAAGAGAAUUGUCCCUCUUUAGUUACAAAGAUGAAUCUUCACAAGACUAAUCUAAAAGGAGAAACAGCCCUCCAUAGAGCUUGCAUAAAUAACCAAGUAGAGAAACUGAUUCUUCUUCUUUCUCUGCCAGGAAUAGACAUCAAUGUUAAAGACAAUGCUGGCUGGACGCCUUUGCAUGAAGCCUGUAACUAUGGCAACACAGUGUGUGUCCAGGAAAUUUUGCAGCGUUGUCCAGAGGUAAAUCUGCUCACUGAAGUGGACGGGGUAACUCCUUUGCAUGAUGCACUGUCAAACGGACAUGUAGAAAUUGGCAAGCUGCUACUUCAGCAUGGGGGCCCAGUGCUCUUACAGCAGCGGAAUGCUAAGGGGGAAUUACCCUUGGAUUAUGUUUUAUCCUCUCAAAUCAAGGAAGAACUAUUUGCCAUGACAAAAUUAGAAGAUACAGUGGAUAACUUUCACGCACAAGUAGAGAAACGUUUUCACCAACAGCAACUUGAAUUCGGCUCUUUUCUACUUAGUAGAAUGCUGAUAAAUUUUUGUUCCAUUUUUGAUUUAUCUUCAGAGUUCCUCUUAGCUUUCAAAGGGUUAACACAUUUAAAUGAGCUUCUGGUGGCUUGUAAAAAUUAUAAGCAAGCUACCAGUGCUCGUGCUGAUUGGUUAUUGGAUCUUUAUGCUAGAAAUAUAAAGACUUUGCAGAAGCUCCCAAAUAUUCUCAAGGAACUGCAUGAAAAUCUGCAAGUGUGUCCUGGAGUACACACUGAGGCCUUACUGGUGACCCUGGAAAUGAUGUGUCGGUCAGUCACAGAGUUUUCUUGAUGAUGCCAGAAAUGAGUCAACAUUUCUAAACCUUCUCUAUUUGCUAUUUUAUUUACUGUGAAGGUUUUAAAUUAUUAACAAAUAUUAGUGUAAUUUAUUUAUUGUUAGAAUUUGUAGACUUGCUAAAUUUUAAAAGCACUUAAAGAACUUCUCCAAAACUCUUGGAUAAGCUUCUUUUCCAGUGUGGUGGAAGUUGACUCUAAAGUGAAGAAUAAUUUUAUUUGUUAUACCUGCACAGCUUUCAUUACCUUUAUUAUUAUUCUCUGUGGAUUUAAGAGUAAUUAUUUAUAUUGUACAUGUAAAUUUUUUAUUUAAGUAUUUUUUCUAGAAAAGUCAAAAUGUUGUAAUGUUUUUUUUUUUUUUCGAGGUGUUCUAGGUCAUAGAAUCAUGGCAAAGGUUUCCAGUCAAAUGUGUUAUUCUUCUGGGCUUUCAGACUGAAAUGUUUGUUUUAAUUUUGUGUAUUUCUAAAUAAACAUUUCUAAAAUUUACAAUAA
This is a messenger RNA of Suncus etruscus (white-toothed pygmy shrew), 3818 nucleotides long. RefSeq names its product SMC5-SMC6 complex localization factor 1 (gene SLF1). The coding region runs from base 145 to 3324 and encodes 1059 amino acids. Gene Ontology annotation, biological process: positive regulation of double-strand break repair. The transcript is spliced from 21 exons. Gene Ontology annotation, molecular function: protein binding. NCBI's taxonomy places the organism in Eukaryota, Metazoa, Chordata, Mammalia, Eulipotyphla, Soricidae. The record is from RefSeq and is a predicted model, not a curated record.